Molecule: messenger RNA, 7983 nt
Organism: Alosa sapidissima (American shad)
Lineage: Eukaryota; Metazoa; Chordata; Actinopteri; Clupeiformes; Clupeidae
Gene: tjp1b
Product: tight junction protein 1b
Biological process (GO): cell-cell junction organization; cell-cell adhesion; establishment of endothelial intestinal barrier
Cellular component (GO): bicellular tight junction; plasma membrane
Molecular function (GO): cell adhesion molecule binding
Source: RefSeq, a predicted model, not a curated record
GCGAGGGAGUGUGAGAGAGCGGGGAGAUUGUCUCGAGCAAAGUGGCGCGGAGGGAAGGAAGAGAAUGUGUAAAUCCUGACUAGAAUCGAACGGACGGGCGAUCUGUAGCGAGAGGUUUUCCGGUUAGAGCGUGAUUGUGGUGAUGGGUAGCUGUAGUGUGGCACCUCCUGCUCAGCUCCUUGGGGAGAGCGUUCCCCGUCAGUCCGUCAGCGCUGGAAAUGGGCGCUCUGAUGUUGAACCAGGAAGACGCAGUGGAGGCAGACGCCAGGGCUUAGAGGGAGGAGAGAGUGUAUGUGAUUACCUGAGCUUUUCUUCGGCGGAUUCUUCAAAUCGCUGAACUAUACCAUGGUGAAUUACCAGAAAUACAUAACUGUUAUGCAGCUGGCUUUAGGGGUGACAGCAAUCAACAGACAUCGUUGCCUCCUCCAAGAAAACAUAUGUGGGUGUACCCCAAGCGCCAUAAGAAGUUCCCCCCCGACACUGACGAGGAAUCAGUGACCGAGGGCUCGACCGUCAGCACCGUCCAAGGCAAACCGUCACUGCGCCGCAUCAAGGGUCGCAUCCACCGCAGCAAGAGCCUGGACAGCAUCGACCUGCUCGACUCCAAUAGUGCAGUAAUGGAGGAGACCGUAAUCUGGGAACAGCACACCGUAACUCUCCAUAGGGCACCAGGGUUUGGGUUUGGGAUCGCCAUCUCAGGUGGGCGGGACAACCCCCACUUCCAGAGCGGCGAGACGUCCAUCGUCAUCUCAGAUGUCCUGAAGGGUGGACCAGCCGAGGGCCUGCUGCAAGAAAAUGACCGCGUCGUCAUGGUUAACGCCGUCUCCAUGGACAACGUGGAGCACGCGUACGCAGUCCAGCAGCUCCGCAAAAGUGGCAAGAACGCAAAGAUUACUAUCCGUCGGAAGCGUAAGGUGCAGAUCCCGAUGGGGCGCCUGGGCGAGCGGGAGACUAUGUCGGAGCACGAGGACGAGGACAGCUACGAGGACGAGAUCUACGAGGUGCGUAGUGGCCGCAGCGGCCCCAGCGCCUAUAGCGCGGGUCGGCGGAGUGGCCGCGGUGAGAGGGGCAGCAUCGGGCGGCGCGAGAGGGAGCGCGACCGCGAGCGCAGCGGCUCUCGCGAGAGGAGCAUGUCCCCGCGCUCCGACCGCCGCUCCAUCACCUCCAGCGUCCCGCCACGCCCUGCCAAGGUCACGCUAAUCAAGUCUCGCAAGAAUGAAGAAUACGGGCUUCGGCUGGCCAGUCACAUCUUCGUGAAGGACAUCUCUCCCGAGAGCCUCGCGGCCAGAGAUGGAAACAUCCAGGAGGGAGACGUGGUGCUCAAGAUAAACGGCACGGUGACGGAGAACCUGUCCCUGAUCGAUGCGAAGAAGCUGAUUGAAAGGUCAAAGGGCAAGCUGAAGAUGGUGGUCCAGAGGGACGAGCGGGCGACCCUGCUCAAUAUCCCCGACAUGGACGACAGCAUCCCCUCUGCCAACGUGUCCGACAGAGACGGUAUGAACCUGUCCCAACUUGGGCAGGGCCGCAUGCUAACCCCUGAGGAACUCCACGCUAGCUCACUGUUUGAUAUUUCAGACAUCCACUCAGUGGCAUCUGAUCAUUCCAACCGUUCCCAUGAGCGGCGCCGCAGCAGCCGCUCUCGCUCCCCCGACCGCCGCUCGGAGCCCUCCGACCACUCCAGACACUCGCCGCAGCAGAUCAGCAAUGGCAGGCAUGCAGGGCCUUUCUUACACAGAAUCCUCCCCCUCCACAGGAGUCGUGAGGAGGAGCGCGUGUCCAAGGGAGCGCCCAUCCCCAUGCCCGCCAAGAUGGUGGAGGAGACGCCCAGACAGGAGGCCCCUGCCCGCCAAGACAAGCAGCUGCCGCCGCUGCCAGAGCCCAAACCUGUGUAUGCGCAGCCUGGCCAGCCUGAUGUGGACCUGCCCGUUAGCCCUGCAGAUGCACCCGUGCCCAGCGAGACCCCCGACGACAGCAUCCUCCGGCCCAGUAUGAAGCUGGUGAAGUUUAAGAAGGGGGAGAGUGUGGGCCUGCGUCUGGCCGGAGGGAACGACGUGGGCAUUUUUGUGGCGGGCGUUCUGGAGGACAGUCCUGCAGCCAAAGAGGGGCUGGAGGAGGGAGACCAGAUACUCAGGGUCAAUAAUGUGGACUUUGCCAACAUCAUCCGUGAGGAGGCGGUGCUGUUCCUGCUGGACCUGCCCAAAGGAGAGGAGGUCACCAUCCUGGCCCAGAAGAAGAAGGACGUGUACCGGCGGAUCGUGGAGUCGGACGUGGGUGACUCCUUCUACAUCCGCACGCACUUCGAGUACGAGAAGGAGUCUCCGUACGGGCUGAGCUUCAACAAGGGCGAGGUGUUCCGCGUGGUCGACACACUCUACAACGGCAAGCUGGGCUCCUGGCUCGCCAUCCGCAUCGGCAAGAACCACCAGGAGGUGGAGAGGGGCAUCAUCCCCAACAAAAACAGGGCGGAGCAGCUGUCCAGUGUGCAGUAUACGCUGCCCAAGACCCCAGGCGGAGACCGGGCCGACUUCUGGCGGUUCCGCGGCCUGCGUAGCUCUAAACGGAAUCUGAGGAAGAGCCGGGAGGACCUGAGUGCCCAGCCCGUUCAGACCAAGUUCCCCGCAUACGAGAGGGUCGUCCUGAGAGAGGCUGGGUUCCUGCGUCCUGUGGUGAUCUUUGGGCCCAUCGCUGAUAUGGCCCGAGAGAAGCUCUCCAGGGAGGAGCAAGACACCUUUGAGCUGGCUAAGAGUGAGCCUCGUGAUGCGGGGACAGAUCAGCGGAGUUCUGGAAUCAUCCGUCUCCACACCAUCAAACAGAUCAUAGACCGGGACAAGCAUGCUCUGCUGGACAUCACCCCUAACGCGGUGGACCGUCUGAACUACGCUCAGUGGUACCCCAUUGUGGUGUUCCUCAGCCCAGACAGCAAGCAGGGCGUCAAGAACAUGAGAACGCGCCUGUGCCCAGAGUCCCGCAAGAGCGCCCGCAAACUCUACGAGAGAGCCCUCAAGCUGAGGAAGAACAACAACCACCUCUUCACCACAACCAUCAACCUGAACAACAUGAACGAUGGCUGGUACGGCGCGCUGAAGGAGACCAUCCAGCAGCAGCAGAACCAGUUGGUCUGGGUCUCCGAGGGCAAGGCGGACGGCGCUCCUGAGGAUGACCUGGAUAUCCAUGACGACCGGCUGUCGUACCUGUCUGCGCCGGGCAGCGAGUACAGCAUGUACAGCACGGACAGCCGCCACACAACGUCCGACUACGAGGACACCGACACUGAGGGCGGCGCCUACACCGACCAGGAGCUGGACGAGACGCUGAACGACGAGGCCGGGCCGCCGCCCGAGCCCGCCAUCACCCGCUCAAGCGAGCCUGUGCGCGACGAGCCGCCCGUCAUCCAGGACGCCGCCGGUUACCCCGGAUACCAGGUCGCCCCGGUCGUCGCCACCGCGCACAACCCCCACGUGCCGCCCGAACCACAACCACUCAGCGUGGGCUCCCGCAUCGACCCUGCAGGGUUUAAAGGCCCCGCCCCGCAGCAGGCUGAGGUUGUGGGCGUGUCCGUGUCGCCCCCCCUCCCCUCGCCUCCCGUUGCCGUGGCGACGUCCACAGGCCCCGCCUCCUCCUCCGGCGCCCAGCUGGCGGGUACGAGCCCAUCGGAGCCCCUAAGCCCCGCCCCCGAACCUGAACCCACCCCCAGCCCAGAACCAGAACCCCUGACCCCUCCUCUCGACCCGCACCAGCCGCCUGCUCCCGGGCCACAGAUGUAUAAGAAGGAGCUGUACAGCAUGGAUGAGGCGGUGCGGGUCAACCCCAGCAUGAAGCCGGUGGCGCCGCCUCUUUCUGGCCAACAGGGGGCGCCCUACUCAGCCCAGCAGCCCUACCGUGACUACGACCCUCACCAGCCCUACGGUUACGAGCCUGCUGCGCCACCGCCACGAUCGCACGCCUACGAGCCGCACGCCCACUACGACCCCCGCGCCCCCAUCUACGGAGAGCAGCAGUGGGCCCCCGCCCCCUACGAGCAACCGGCUGCCCCGCAGCUGCCCUCUGCACUGCCCAGCAGCAUGUACCACCAGCCGGCGCCACUGGGCUACGAGCAGCGCUCCCCGUACGAGGACGGCCCCACGCGAGACUACAGCCCACCACGCGGCCCUCGCUACGACGACGGACGAGCUCGCCACGCCAAGCCCCCUGGCCCCGCCCGCUACGAGGAGCCUCCGCCCCCUCCCCCACCGGCGGCCUACGAGGCGCGCUCGCCAUACGAGCCUGAGUCCCACGCCUACCCGGCGACCGCGCGGUCACCGGACCCGCCCAAGCACUACUAUGGCGACACGCCGCGCUCCGCACAUGCGCUGGGGCCUGCCGGACGCCCCUAUGGAUCAGACGGCCCCCCGCACGCACACGCCCACCCAGACACACACGCACGUCCCUACGGGUCAGACGCGCCGCCGCCACCCGCCACCUCCCCCAAACCAGAGACGCUGCUGUCGCCGGGAGACAAGCCCCUCCCCCCGCCACCGCGGGACGAGCCGGAUGAUGACCCGGCCAUGAAGCCGCAGUCCGUGCUGAACCGCGUCAGGAUGUUCGAGAACAAGCGCUCCGUGUCCGUGGACCGUGCCAAGGACGCAGGAGACCCCGGCGGCAUCAGGCCCACUGAUCUACCCAAACCCGUGACGACUCCCGGACCUGUACUCAAAGCCAACUCCCUUAGCAACCUAGAGCAGGAGAAGACUUCCUACAGGGCCCCUGAGCCCCAGAAGCCGCAGCAAAAGCCGGUGGCAGAGCCGGUGCGCACCAACCACUAUGAGCCGGACGAGGACGAGGAGUUCUACAGGAAGCAGCUCUCCUACUUCGACCGCAGGAACUUCGACAACAAAGCGCCCCCCGCCAACCGCUUCCACGACCUCGCCAAACCAACACAGCUGGGGUACCCCUACUCCAGGGCGGAGUCUGUGGACAAGAGCAGCCCGGUGGAGAAGCGAUACGAGCCUGUCAGUCAGAUAAGCCCCUCCCCCUCUCAAUACGUCCCUCCGGCCCCACCCACAUCGCUCCCCAAACUCAACCCCACAGACGUGAGUUCAGUGCCGGAGCCACACAACUCUCCCAAAGCCAAGCCGGACCUGUCUGGCCUGAGGACCGUCCCUCGCGAGGACCCUGUGCAGAGCGGCUACCUGCCCCCCAAGCCCCCGGUCAACGGCACCGAGGCGCCCCCCAAGACCGCCCCCACCAGCUACAACCGCUACGUGCCCAAGCCCUACACCAGCUCGGCCAGGCCUUUUGAGCGCAAGUUUGAGAGCCCCAAGUUCAACCACAACCUGCUGCCCAACGACAACCAGAGCAAGCCUGGUGUGGGGAACCCUGGUACCAAGCCCCAGCUCUCACCACAGCCCGACCACGACAGCGGUGUGGACACCUUCACGCGCACCAUCGACAACCGCUCCAAGUACCAGCACAACAACAUCAACGCCCUGCCCAAGGCCGUGCCCGUCAGCCCCAGUGCACUGGAGGAGGAUGACGAAGACGACGGCCACACAGUGGUUGCCACGGCGCGGGGCGUCUUUAACUGUAAUGGGGGCGUGCUGAGCUCCAUCGAGACAGGUGUGAGCAUCAUCAUUCCGCAGGGGGCCAUACCUGACGGUGUCGAGCAGGAGAUCUACUUCAAGGUGUGCCGUGACAACAGCAUCCUGCCUCCACUCGACAAGGAGAAAGGUGAAACCCUGCUGAGUCCCCUGGUGAUGUGCGGUCCUCACGGCCUGAAGUUCCAGAAGCCCGUGGAGCUGCGCCUGCCUCAUUGUGCGUCUAUGACCCCUGAUGGUUGGUCUUUUGCUCUAAAAUCCUCCGACUCGUCGUCGGGUGACCCCAAGAGCUGGCAGAACAAGGCGCUCCCCGGCGACCCCAACUACCUGGUGGGGGCCAACUGCGUCUCUGUACUCAUCGACCACUUCUGAGGAGGCCCACGCUUCGGUGGCCUGUUCCGCCGCAUGAAGCUACCGCUGGGAGGGGCACACAUCCCUGGCCCCUCCCCCUACACUACGGGAUUGGCUCCUCCCCCUGCUCCAGGGAAUUGGCUCCUCCCCCAUUCAGUGAAGUAUUCUCCCCUCUCCCUUUCUCCAAUCUCAUUUUACGCCCAAAAAAUGUUGUCGUCGUCGGGGGAUGGAUUUGCCUGGCAACCGCACCUCACCCCACCCACUCCCCAUCUCCACAACCCUCAUGCGUGUGGUCGCCAACCCAAACUCUUUUUUUAUUUUAAAAAGGAAAAAAAAAAUCUUUUUUGGUGCUUGAAGGCUUGCAAAAAAUGACAUACCAGUAAAUGAAUUGUAUGUAAGUGAAGUUGUGGGGCCGUGGCUGCAUGAGGGGGGCUCUGGACCCAGAUGGACUGCGGUCCCCGCCCUGGCUCUCUCAGGCCCGUUUUCUACCAAACCAAGACCAGAACAGAACCAGGCAGAGGAGCCAGAGGAAAAAAAUGAACAUAGAACAUUACCAUAGUACGUUUAACACUUGCAUUGAGAAUUCUACUUAUAUGCUCAGAAACAGAAAAGUUGAUGUAUGCAGAACUUUUUUGUUUUUGAGGACUGUGGUUGUGGGGUUUUUUUUGGAGGGGGGAGGGGGGUGGGGGAGGGGGAUGGGUUCCUGAAGGACUUUAGAAGAUCUAUGGAAUGCUGAGCCCAUGAAGAGGGUACUGAAGGAUUCUGGGAUAUGUAGUCUUCAGAGACAUGAAUGUCCCAGCUGAAGGACACUGGGAGAAGAGCACUCCUACUACUGAAGGACUUUGUGUGCGCCUCCUGGGGCUCCCUGUUGUGAGCUGAUGUUUUCUAGUCAUGUUUUACUGUAGACUAACUGAUUUUGGGUUCCCAAACCUCCUGCUGUUUAGAGAUCUAUGCAUGUGCAAAGACUCAGGUCCAGAAGCCUGCUACUAAGUUCAACACACACACAUACACAGAUACGCACAUCUGCACACACACCCUGUCCCUACCCAUUCUACACUGCAAGCACCUGCACACACACACACACCCUGUCCCUACCCAUUCUACACUGCAAGCACACACACACCCUGUCCCCUACCCAUUCUACACUGCAAGCAGUGAUGCCUUAUCUGCAUAAGACCUUUUCCUUUACAGUAUAUCUUAUUUAAAAAAAGAGGGAAAAAAAAACAAAACAGACGUCACGUUUAAGUUGUAGCAGUAAGUUACAGAGAAACAAAAAAGAUGAGCGUUGUCUCUUGCCAUUGCAAGCCCAUUCUGUUGGUGAACUUGGAUUUAGCACCCAAUAAUCGAGGCUAACAAACAGGUAUGCUUUCUUUUCCGCCUAUGCAUAUGAAGUCAAAUGGAAAAAAAAAAAAAAGGAAGAAAGAAAACUCUAGGUGAUGUUUAAACUUGUUGCUGUACAUAAUGCUCGUACAUGGCCUUGGUUCCACUGUAAAUGCCCUUUUGUACAUCUUUGUUAUUUUGUAUAAAACUGAAGAGGAAAAUGUUUCUUAAAAAAAAAGGAAAAGAAAAAUGAUGACAUUGGUUAUGUUUGUAUUCUGGCUAUAGCCCUGAGCCUUGGAACUUAGCAUAAAACAACUUUUUUCUACCAAUAUAUAUAUAUAAAUAAAUAUAUAAAUAUAUAUAUAAACACUAUUUAAAGGCAUUUUUAACAGUCAGAAACUUUUUAUUCUUAUUUACCAAAUAGGACGUGCUUGGUUGAACUAAUUUAAAGAAUCUGUGUGCGUUGGUCUGCGUCUGUGGGCAGACCCCAUCCUCUGUUAGUGAUCCAGGACGCUGGACUGUGCUGGUGCCCCUCAAAUGUAUUUUUCUACUAAGAGACGAUUUAUCAAGGCACUGCAGUACUGCUGUUCUUUUGAUAAAACACGGCUUGGAUCCACUUUUACUUUCUCCUCAUCUGGCUGACUCUUGAUUUUUUCAUUUAUUUUUCCUUUUGUUAUUUUAUUUGCAACACAUUUCUAAGUAUACCACUGAAUUAAUAAAUAAAUUCAUUUUUAAAGUA